GUCGGGUGGAUGCUGGAUUACCUGAAUGUAAUCACGAAAUGAUAAACUAUGAUUGAUAAGUACCUAAGCUCCGGCAACAAUCUGGCUGUACAAUAAUCAGAGGCUAAUUUCCCCCCACGUUACACCUGAACAUGGACGAAAAUGACGGGAACAGACGGGUCUUUGCCUUGGAGCAUGAAGUGAAGAGUUUGACAGAGGAGCUCAGCCAGUGUCAGGCUGACAAAGAGUUUGUGUGGUCACUGUGGAAACGCCUUCAAGUGGCCAACCCGGACCUCACGCAAGCUGUGAGCUUAAUUGUGGAGCGAGAAAGAGGGAAAGCUGAAGCUAAGGACAGGAAAGUGCUGGAGAUCCUUCAAGCCAAAGAUUACAAAAUACAGGAGCUGGAGCAGAAAGUGACAGGGCAGCAGCAGGAGAUAAACAACCUGCAGCGGCGGCGGCAGCGCGGCGAUGGGGAGCUGGAGCUGGUGAAGACGGAGCUGGCAGCUCUGCGGCAGCGCCAGGGGAAUACCAGUCGGGAACUUAAGGAGUGGAGGCAGCGCAGUGCGCGGGUGGAGGAGGAAGGGCGGCGCGUGGUGAGCGCUCUGGAGGAGGAGAAGCGGGGAUUAGAGGCGCGCGGCGCCGCCCUGCUGGCUGACCUGGAGAGGGCGCGGGAGCAGCACGCCCAACACACACACCGCCACGACCACAUCCACGCCACAGUCAAGAAGCUGGAGCAGGAGCUGGCCAGUGUGAAGCAGCAGGUGUGUGACGCUGAGGGGCGCGUGGGUGACCUCUCCGUCCAGCUGAGCGACCGGGAGCAGGAGCUCGCGCAGAAGGACCAGUGUGUGGCCCAGCUCAGGCAUGAGCUGCAGGGGCUGCAGACGCUGUACAGCCAGAGUGUGGAGCAUGUAGGAGAGCAGGCGCAGCUGAUCCAGCAGCUGGAGGGCCUCAACCUGGACACCCAGAGAGUGCUGCGGAGCCAGGAGCAGGCCCACACCGCAGACACCGUCUCCUACCACAAGCUCUAUACAGAACUCUGCGUGACCCACCGGGCGCUGGUGUGUAAUGAGUCUCAGCUCCGGGAGAGAGAGGCAGGCCUGAGCGCGCAGCUCCGCGAUAGGGACCAGCAGCUCCACGAUAGGGACCAGCAGCUCCGCGAUAGGGACCAGCAGCUCCGCGAGAGGGACCAGCAGAUCCAGCAGCUUCAGGAGCAGCUCCAGCAGAUCCAAGCAGAGCUCCAACAGCAGCAGGCGAGGCAGAGCAGCUCCACCACAGUCUGCACACAGACCAGACAGACCAACUUUGAGCAGCUCCAGCAGGAGCCGAGGCUGGACACGGCUGAGGCAGAGCAGGACCUCCACGGGGCUCUGGAGCUCCAGGGCCAGACUCCACUCUCACUGCCCCAGCCAGGAGAGCCCACAGGGGGCCCCGGCCACAGCGAGUGCCCUGGACCCAAGAGCCGACAGUCACGGGGAACGCAGGAUGCACUGGGGCGGCGCUCCAGGUCCCUGUCCCCGCGGAGCAGCCGCCGAGCGCCGAUGGAGGAGGAGAAGGAGGAGGAGGAGGAAGAGGAGGCCAAGAUCCAGAGGCUGCAGGAGCUGCUCACGCUCAAGACUGAAGAGAACGAGGUGCUGAAGAAGGCCCAUGACGGGCGGCAGGAGCGCCUGCGUCUGAUCCAGAGCCACUACAGGAGUGUGCGAGAGCAGCUGAAGCAGGCCGAGGAGGCCCAGGGCAAAAGCUGUGUGCGGCGCGUGCGUGCGGAGGCCUGUCAGCUGCGGCAGGAGAACAGUGACGGCGUGUGGAACGAGCUGGCCUUCUUCAGGAGGCAGAACAAGAAGCUGCUCGCUGACAAAGCCAACAUGGAGGAGGAGCUGGAUGUGUUGAGAGUGCAGGCUGCCGUGGAUCGCACCACCACACAGGAGCUACGUCUGUGCCUGGAGCAGGAGUACCAAGAGCUGCUGAGGAGAGUGGCCGCGCAGGAGCCUGGGGUCAACAGCAGCACACCCGCCAAACCCAGCGCCCGCCGCCUCCACCAGUCCGUCCUCAGGGUGGAGCAGCUGGAGAGGAAGAUGGAGUCCCUGGAGGAGGAGGCGCGGCGGCUGCACCAUGACAACCAGGAGCUGCAGGAGGCCAACGCCGCGCUGGCCGACGCCCACAACGACCUGCAGGCCGCCCUCCAUCGCCUCCGCGCCCAGAGGGCCGCCCAGGAGGAGGCCUCCCAGGCCAGAGCUGCCGCCGAGCGGGAGAGGCUGCUAGGCGAGGCCCAGGCUCUGCAGGCCGAGGCGGAGGCGUCCAGGCGAGAGGCCGAGGAGGCCGGCCGAGAGGCGUCCAGGACCAGGCGGCGGGCGCUGCGGCUCAGGCAGGAACUGGGCGUGGCCCGGGCCGAGCGGGACUUCCUGCGCAAGAGCGCCACCCGGCGCCGAGCCAAGGGCCCCGCGGCCCCCGUCAGCAGGAGCAGAGUCAGGAGCGUGCGGAGCCGAACGGCCCCCCCGGCCCCCCCGGCCCCCCCGGCCCCCCCGGCCCCCCCGGCCCAGCACAGAGCCACGAGGAGAACCAGCCCAGCCAGAGACGGCUGGGAAGACCUGAGCGCAGACAGUGCCAGUGAAGAGGAGUACUCGGACAGCCUGGACAGCGCGCCGGCCGUCACCACCGUGCGGAAGAUGACCACUCACAGGGUGUACAGGUGCGGCAGCGGCAGCGUUGGCAGCGUUGGCAGCGUUGGCAGCAGGGCGUCCCUGGCAGAGCGGAGCGUGGCGGAGGAGUUGAGCGUGGCAGAGCCCUCGUCUCCACGCUGCUGUGGGCACGAGGGCCGUGUGAGGAAGAGGAGGCGGCGGCCGAAGAGCGUUGUCGUGGAGACGCGUCCGCGGGUGCUGGGUCUGCGGCAGCAGGUGUGUACGCUGCAGCAGGAGCGGAGAGAGGCGGAGCUUCAGGCCCGCCAGCACAGCCACGCCCUCCAGCAGCUCCGCACCCAGCUGCACACCACCAACCAGAGACUGGCCAGCAGCAAGCAGCUAACACAGAAGCUGAGCACUGAGCUAGCUGGCGUGGAGCAGCAGAAGAAGGUUCUGGAGAUGGAGCUGGAUCAGUGGAGGCGUGUGCAGGUCCAUCUCCCAGCAGCACCAGCCCCCCCAGCCCCCCCUGCCCCCCCAGCCCAGCCGCCCCCCGACCCCAGUGGCCCUGCCCUCAAGCAGCUGGAGGCAGAGGUCAAGCAGCUCCAGAGCAAACUCAAGAGCUCCAGUAACGAGGUCACCAAGCACGCCGCCGCCAACAGGAGCUUGAAAGCAGAGCUGGGCCAGAAGGAGCAGCGCCUCCAGGAGCUGCAGGAGAAGCUGGGUCAGUCGGAGAGGGCAGUGGGCAUGAAGAAGCAGCUGGUGGAGGACCUGAAGACACGCCUCAAGUUCUUCCAGGAGACCGAGAAGAGCCUCAAGGGUCAGCUGGAGGAGCUGGAGAAGAAGGUGAAGACGCUGUCGGAGGAGGCGUCCAAUAGGAAGGCCUUUGUGGACUCCCUGAAGCGCAGGCUGAGUGUGGCCACCGCAGAGAAGAGCCAGUACGAGGCCUCCAGCCUCAAGCUCCAGGAGGACCUGCACAAGAAGGAGCAGAAGCUGCAGUCUGUGCAGGCGCGCGUGGGGGCGGGUGAGCGGGCGAUGGCGGAGCUGGAGGCGGCGGCGUCCAGGCAGAUGCACGGGCUGACCCAGCAGAGCACGCAGGCCCUGCACACCGCCAACAGCCAGCUCGGCCUGGCCAGCGCACAGCUGCAGCAGCUGCACACCUUCAUCCAGGCGCUGGCCCGUGAGGUGGAGCGGGAGGCCCAGGCGGUGCAGGAGGAGGUGAGGAAGAGGAAGAGGCGGAGGAAGGCCUCCGUCCAGGGAGACGGCCGGCUGUCCAAGAGCUCCAUGGUGCGGGCGCAGUCCAUCGCCGCGUCCAUCCUCAACAUGAGCGAGCGGGACCUGGUGGACAUGCUGGACACAGACGAGGAGGCGGAGGAUGGCAGUGGGGAGCAGAACUGGCUGCAGAGCAUGCAUAAACUCCUCCAGCACCAGAUCCCCUCUGCAGAGCUGCUGAUGGACGCCAUGCUGGCCAAGAUGAAGGAGAGGAAAGUGCUGACGGAGGAACUGGCCACGCUUGAAGCAGCAGUCAGCGAAAAAGCCUGACCGCAGGAGAGAGAGCGAGGGAGAGAGAGAGAGAGGGAGGGAGAGGGAGGGAUAGAGGGAUAGAGAGAGGAAGCGCGGGAGAGAGCGCGAGAGGGUCUGUCAUCAUCCUCCUCAAACGUUGGGAGUGCCCAGGCUCGCAGUGGGAGCCCCAUUUGGCUGCCACGGCCAGAGCUGAAGGAGUGUUUUGAAGAACCCUUCAACCUCUCCAUCUCUCCCUCCUCCUCCUCCUCCUUUUUCCCCUCUUCCUUUUUUUUUUUUUUUUUUUUUUAUCCGGGAGCGGGCCACUGCUAGCCUGAUGUUAACAGCCCUCUGUCCACUCUGUGUCCGUGCACACUGUGUGGCAUGUGUGUGUGUGUGUGUGUGUGUGUGUGUGUGUGCGUGUGUGUGUGUGUGUGUGUGUGUGUGUGUGUGUGUGUGUGUGUGUGUGUGUGUGUGUGUGUGUGUGUGUGUGUGUGUGUGUGUGUGUGUGUGUGUGUGUGUGUGUGUGGCUGUUGGAGUGGCCUCACUGAUCUCAGGACUCCCUCCACACUGCAGGAGAGACCCUGGCCACAGUAUUGCUGUGCACAGUCCAGUCUGGCCAGCAUGUUUGGACGUUUAGAAAGGCCUCUUCAAACGCUGACCGUGUGGACAAUCAUGCCCCAUAUAUGGUAGC
This is a messenger RNA of Sardina pilchardus (European sardine), 4782 nucleotides long. RefSeq names its product centlein, centrosomal protein (gene cntln). Gene Ontology annotation, cellular component: centrosome; centriole. The record is from RefSeq and is a predicted model, not a curated record. Gene Ontology annotation, biological process: centriole-centriole cohesion; protein localization to organelle. Bases 132 to 4130 code for a protein of 1332 amino acids. NCBI's taxonomy places the organism in Eukaryota, Metazoa, Chordata, Actinopteri, Clupeiformes, Clupeidae. The transcript is spliced from 27 exons.